Molecule: messenger RNA, 5275 nt
Organism: Lytechinus pictus (painted urchin)
Lineage: Eukaryota; Metazoa; Echinodermata; Echinoidea; Temnopleuroida; Toxopneustidae
Product: RNA-binding protein 25-like
Exons: 19
Coding region: 334-2685 (783 amino acids)
Biological process (GO): regulation of alternative mRNA splicing, via spliceosome; mRNA processing
Cellular component (GO): spliceosomal complex
Molecular function (GO): mRNA binding
Source: RefSeq, a predicted model, not a curated record
GAUUAAAACGAGUGAAAUAUCCUUUUCUGAUCUGCGGAGUUUGUUUCUAACCAAGUCGCCAAGCUGCAAAAAUAAACAGCGCCAUCUCUCGAUGAGAAAUGAAUAUGGCAACAUGGCGAUUACCGUACUCUCAGUAAGCUUUAGCUAUUUGAAUGAAUUGCUAGGAAAAGAGAAGACUGUAUAAAUCUCCUACUCUUUACAGGGACAACAGAAAUAUUUUUGUCGAAGCUAGAGAAAAUUCCUUUUGUGUUUAGGUACUUCACCAUCUUGAAGCUUGCUAUCCAGCAGUGUGAUAUAUAUUGCUGAAGUGGAACUGUACACACUGACUUCAAAAUGUCCUUCUCUGGUGGACGGCCACCGUUUGGUGCGCCAGGAACAUACCCACCAGGCAUGCGGCCACAGUAUUCACAAUUUGGAUCAAUGUCACAAGUGAGGCAAAACGUUAGAAUGUCUGGACUUUUACCAACACCACCAGGGACAGCUGUAUCUACCAACAACCAGUCUUCAAACAGAUCUUCUUCAGUUGUCAAACCUUUUGUUCCUCCUAAGGAAGAAAGGACUGAAGAUUCAAAUAAACCCAAGACAACCGUCUUUGUGGGGAAUAUUUCCGACCGUGCACCAGAUACACUUAUUAGAGGCUUACUUGGUAGAUGUGGUGCGGUGUUGAGCUGGAAGAGAGUACAAGGAGCAUCGGGAAAACUACAAGCCUUUGGUUUCUGUGAGUAUGGAGACCCAGAUGCAAGUCUUAGAGCUAUCCGUCUACUUCAUGAACUUGACAUAGGAGAUAAAAAACUUUUGGUUAAAGUUGAUGGCAAAACAAGAACACUUCUUGAUGAAUAUUUACAGAAGAGGGAGGGAGAUCAGGCAUCUGAGCUAGAUGAGUCUACAAUGAGGGAAGAUGCUGAAGUCAGGACUUACAUGCGUAGACUUAUCCAUGAUUACUCUUCACAGCUACAGAGAGCACCAGGAGCACCAGAAGAGAAGCCCUUCCAUGGUGUUCAGAAGCAGAAGCAGACGCAAAAAGAUGAGAAGCAAAAGGCUAAGGAUAAGCUUGAUGACAUGAAUUUAGAGGAAGAGAAGAAAGAUCUCAUAAACCGUGAGAUUGAUCGUUUCAGACAAUCAUAUAAGGAUCAGAGGGAAGCACUAGAACAGAAGGAGACUCCAGAGGAGAAGGAGAAGAGCCGGAGGGAGAGAGAGAAGGAACGAGAGAGGGAUCGGCAGAGGAGAGAACAGAUCAAGGAACGUGAGAGGAGAGACAGGGACAGAGAACGAGACAGACACAGAGAGAGUGAGCGGGAAAGGAUCAGAGAAGAACGAGAACGGGAUGAAAGAGAGAGGUAUGAACGCGACAGAAGCAGAGACUACGAUCGAGACUAUGACCGCGAGCGAGGGAGAGAUCGGGAUCGUGAUCGUGACAGAGAUGGGGAUCGAGAUCGUCUUGAAGAAGAAGAAGAUUAUGAGAAGAGGAAACUUGAACGUAAACUCAGAGAAAAAGAGGAAGCAUAUCAAGAGCGUCUCAGGAAUUGGGAAACGAGAGAACGCAAGAAACAGAGAGAUCAUGAGAAGAUGAUGGAAAAAGAAGAAUCUGAAAGGAGUGAGAUGGAUAAAGAAGGUAAACGUCUCAAAGAAUUCCUUGAAGACUAUGAAGAUGAGAGAGAUGACCCCAAAUAUUACAAGGGUAGUGCCCUAGAGAGACGGCGGAAAGAACGUGAAAAGGAAGAAGACAGCGACAAUCGGGAUAGGAGAAGGGAACGAGAGGAAAUUGAAGAUAUCAAACGAAGACUGAUGGAAGAAGGAGGGGAAGAUCUAGAUGCUGAAAUAGAAAAGUUGGAAAUAGAGCGAGAGAAACACAAGCAACCACAGCUUGACAAACUUUUAACACCAAGGGCGCUACAGAUCAAACAGGAGCAACCACCCACCUUGAAAUCAACAUUUGAACCAGCUGAUGCACCCAUGCCACCAGAGAACAAUCAGGGACCCCAUACUCCAGCUAGUAGCAGUGAUGAUGAUGAUGGUGGAGGAGGGUUUGAAGCCAUCCCUGAUCAUUCCAGCCAAUCAUCAGAAGAUGAUUCAGCAGCUGCUAAAGCUCAGCAGUUAGGAUUCGGACGAAUUAAACUAGGUGCCCAAGACUCCCCUCAAGCCAACUCCAAUACAGAGGGUCACCAGAGGCCUUUGGUUACAGCGCAGGUUGGCAGCAAGCGCAAGAAGUUAACAGUAGGAGAUGUAUUCAAUCAGGAGGAAACAGCGGAUGCUGCAGGGAAGAAGAAACGCAAGCUGGUCCCUAUUGAGUACUCAGAGGAAGAGAUGAUGGCUGUGGGACAGUCACAAAUGAUAGCUAAUGCAGCAGAAGAGAAGCGAAAGACCAUCAAGAACCUUAUUGAGAAGAUUCCUACAGCCAAAGAAGAACUCUUUGCGUACAAGGUGGACUGGGCAAUAGUAGAUGAGUCUUUGAUGGAUCGUCGUAUCAAACCUUGGAUCAAUAAGAAGAUUGUUGAAUACAUCGGUGAGGAGGAGCCUACUCUGACAGAGUUCAUCUGUUCUAAGCUACUAUUACACAGCAAUGCAGAGAGCAUUCUCAAUGACAUUACCAUGGUGUUGGAUGAAGAAGCAGAAGUCUUCGUGGUCAAGAUGUGGAGAUUGCUUAUAUAUGAGGUUGAGGCCAAGAAACAUGGACUUGUCAAAUGAUAUUCCGUAUUACAUCUGAAAUGUAGUGGACUUUAUACAUCAAAAUGAAUGGCCAAUUGAAUCUCAGAAACACUUAUAUCUCAUGUUGUUGAUUUUUUUUCUUCUCAUUUCUGUUUUUGUUGGAAGUGGACUAAUUCCUUUGUGUUAAAGUCAACAUUGUCUUUGAGUUUCCAUGGAAAGGAAUUAUAAUUGGAUGACACCAGACUCUACGAAAAGCCAUGAAUAGCCCUGUAACACGGCUAAAUAUUUUAGACUUAGCUAAUUAUACUGUAUGAUCAAAUCAGUCGCAGACAUUCCUUUGAAUGAUACUGGAAACAAGGAAUGAUGAGAUGAUGACUCUGCUAUGUGAGGCAAGGACAUAAAGUGGAAUGCGAGAGUGUCUUCAGGAGAGAGCAUACUUUUAAGAAGAGAUGUCAAGAAUCUCAUAUUUUGUCAUUGCACAAUCAUAGUAGGAAGUCACCAGGAAACAGCUCGUAUAUGCCUUUAAUGCCACAGUCAUCACAGUGACUCAGAUUGAUAAAAGCUAUUAUGUCAUACCCAGUGACUUACCAUUACUCGGUCUGAAGUAGGUUUCAUUGGUAUAACUGCAGCAUUAAAUUCAUCACAGGUCAAUACUGGAAUUUGGUAUUCAACAUUUUCUGAUCGAAUUGUUCUUUUUACUUUUUUAUUAUUUUCUUCUGGCAGACAGCAAAAGACAGUAAUACCUUGGACUAUUGGGUGGGCUUUGUCUUCAUAUAACUACCGUAUUAAUUCUUUAUAGGUAUUCUAUAUCAGUAGCCAAUCUACUUAUUAUUAGGGUAUUGUGCGAAGUUGAAUUGAAUAAAUCUGUGUCAAAUAUAGUAAUUUAUACAAUUUUUUUUCCAUACAGCAGUCUUCAUGAAUGUUUUUCAAAAUAUUUAUAUGGACGAGUUGUGUACAUUCUAACUAUUGGAAGAAAACAAUUUCCCAUGUAAUGUGAAUGUAUGAAUGAAAUUAUUUGAUAAAGCUGCAUCAUCAACCUGAUCUUAUUACCAUUUUUGGGCAGUUGCAGAAAUAGUCGCAAUCAAGCAACAUGGUUUUCAACCACUCAGAAGUGCUCAUUGGGGACAUGCGUUUGAUGUUUGAAUUGUGUUCAGUUCUUAUUCUUCUAUGGGCCCAAUAUCACUUUGCAAAUCUGACCUCUCCAGUAUUCUAUGUAUCACUGAAUACUUGUAGGUGGACAUUGUGUAUUCCAUUAAUAUUCUUAAUGAUGUGAUUCUUUGAAAUAUUUCAUUUACAUUGUUUUAUUCCGUACUCACUGUAAAGUCUGGAAGGUUUGUCCAUUACUUGACUUGCAUUGGUUUUGGUGGUUUUUUUUAGUUGUUUUCAUCUUGGGAGCGUUUCAUGAAAGGACUUGUCAGAUGUUUUCUCCGACAAGUCCUGUUUUAUGAUUUAUCUGACAGUUCACAUAGUAACAGUGCUUCGCAGUCGAUCAAAAACAAUGAAAGUUGCUAGAUCUGACAACUUGUAAGACAACAAAUAUUGAUGGAAUGCUCCUCAGACAACUUGUUGGGCAAAAAUGUUGAUAAAAUGCUCCCUAUUUUAAGUAAUAUAUACCACUGAGAUAAUUUAAGAACUUGUCAGUCAAUGCUUGAAUGUGUAGGAUUUGAUAGUCAUCAAUCCACAAGCAAAGGGAACAUGCUCUCUCAAAAUCAUCUAAUUUUCAAAAAAUCAAAGAUGGACUUACUAUUGUUUUAUUUACAAUGAAUUUAAUUCUAACCUACAUGCACAUUUAACUUAACCAUGACUAUGUCUUGUGAUGUCUUAAAAAAAAUUGUACUCCACCUCUAUUUGAGCCAUUUUUAGAAAGGGAAAUAUGCAGAUUAAACUAUUGAGGUAUCUUACUCAUAAGCAGCUUUCUUUAUCCACUUACAUUCUGUCAGAAAGUUAGUUUAUAUUCUAUAUCUGCCUUGAUGCAAAUUAGAUGACAAGAUAAAAACAGGAUAUAAUGUUGGUGAACAGUUUGGUAAUGGAGCAGUACUGGCUCUUGAGAAUUUCCUUGUUUGAGGUGGCAGGUAUGUUGUCCAUAUCGCUGUGGGUGUGGCAAGAGCUGUAGUACUUGCUGUAUAAUUAUGAACCAAACAUGUAAUGCAGCUGUUCGUAGAGGUAUGCAUUCUAUAAAAACCAUAAAUUCCACUUGUGUUUUGUUAUUGUGAUAAAAAAGUGCAGCAUUACAGAAAUAUACUUCAUGAAUAUUGAUCUAUAUUCAGUAAUAAUCUUGUUGAGUACUGACUUAUCUGGUGGAGUAUGAUACUACAACAAGACCUUGGAUUAAUGUUAUCUGUAUGAUUUCUUUUAAACUAGCAGUUGUUAUAAGCUACUGAAAUCCUUGCCUUUCAUUGGCUUAGAGCAGACUUGUUGAUUAAAAUGACAGACAAUACACUCCAUGGGAUGGGGUCCUCUAUCUGGUGUCUUCUAAAAUAUGUAUAUUUUGUUCACUUAACGUGUGUACCAAUCAACAACAAGGUGUAAAAGAUGGUACAUGAUGUUCAUCUCAUGAUACGUGUCAAGCAUCCUGUAUUAUAGUCAAUUCAGUUUCUUUUGAUAAUCAAUAAAAUAUUGAAUGCUUUGA